CUUUUUACCCCUACUACCACUACUCCAUCUAUGCCCCUUUGCCCUAAUUAGUCUUCCGCCCAAAUCCAAACACGCACCCCAUUUUCUCCACUCCGUCAUCGUCAAAGCCACCGGUAAUCGCAUCGGCACCAUCAAUCACUACCGGCGAUUACUUCUGCGGCAAUGGAUCCUCAGGUUCAACAAGCACAACUGGCGGCGAUACUGGGGGCCGAUCCGGCGCCGUUCGAAACCCUAAUAUCUCACCUGAUGUCUUCAUCGAACGAGCAACGAUCGCAAGCAGAACUUAUAUUCAAUCUAUGCAAACAAACUGAUCCGAACUCGCUGUUUCUCAAACUCGGGCAUCUGCUUCAACUAUCUCCUCACAUGGAAGCUCGUGCCAUGUCAGCAAUUCUGUUACGGAAGCAGUUGACUCAGGAUGAUUCAUUGGUAUGGAAUCGGUUAUCUCCGACGACUCAGGUUUCACUUAAAUCUAUUCUUUUGGCUUGUGUGCAACAAGAAGAAGCGAAGACGAUAAUGAAGAAGUUAUGCGAUACGAUCUCGGAAUUGGCUUCGAGUAUCCUGCCUGAUAACGGUUGGCCGGAACUGUUGCCGUUUAUGUUUCAGUGCGUUUCUUCCGAUUCUCCCAAGCUUCAAGAAUCUGCGUUCUUGAUAUUUGCGCAGUUGUCACAAUACAUUGGGGAGACUUUAAUUCCACACAUAAAGCAUCUUCAUGGAGUGUUUUUGCAGUGCCUGACUACGUCGGGGAGUUCAGACGUGAGGAUUGCUGCUUUGAGUGCUGUAAUUAAUUUUAUUCAGUGUUUGUCGAGUUCCGGUGAUAGAGAUCGGUUCCAGGAUUUGCUUCCAGCGAUGAUGACGACGUUGACUGAAGCUUUGAAUGGUGGACAAGAGGCUACUGCUCAAGAGGCAUUGGAAUUGUUAAUUGAGUUGGCAGGGACUGAGCCUAGGUUCUUGAGGAGGCAGUUAGUGGAGGUGGUGGGGUCUAUGUUGCAGAUAGCUGAGGCAGAGACACUAGAAGAGGGAACACGACACCUAGCCAUUGAGUUUGUGAUCACGCUAGCAGAGGCCAGAGAGAGGGCACCUGGUAUGAUGAGGAAGUUGCCACAGUUUAUCAGCAGGUUGUUCUGCAUUUUGUUGCAGAUGCUGUUGGAUGUCGAGGAUGAACCUGCAUGGCAUACUGCUGAAAAUGAGGACGAAGAUGCAGGAGAGUCAAGUAAUUACAGUGUUGGGCAGGAGUGCUUGGAUCGGUUGGCUAUUGCUCUAGGUGGGAAUACCAUUGUCCCUGUUGCAUCAGAGCAGUUGCCGGCUUACUUGGCUGCCCCUGAGUGGCAGAAACAUCAUGCUGCACUCAUCGCUCUUGCACAGAUAGCUGAGGGAUGCUCAAAGGUAAUGAUCAAGAAUUUGGAACAAGUGGUGUCCAUGGUUUUAAAUUCAUUCCAAGAUCCUCACCCACGUGUGAGAUGGGCUGCAAUUAAUGCAAUCGGGCAAUUGGCCACAGAUUUAGGCCCAGACUUGCAAGUUCAAUACCAUCAACGAGUGCUGCCAGCUCUUGCUAAUGCCAUGGAUGAUUUCAAUAAUCCAAGAGUUCAGGCACAUGCUGCUUCAGCAGUGUUAAAUUUCAGUGAGAACUGUACUCCUGAUAUCUUGACGCCUUACCUAGAUGGAAUAGUGAGCAAACUGCUUGUGUUGUUACAGAAUGGUAAACAAAUGGUACAAGAAGGGGCCUUGACUGCUCUAGCAUCAGUUGCUGAUUCAUCACAGGAACACUUCCAAAAGUACUAUGAUGCAGUUAUGCCUUACUUGAAAGCUAUCUUAGUGAAUGCAAAUGAUAAAGCUAAUCGCAUGCUUAGAGCCAAAGCCAUGGAAUGCAUUAGUUUGGUUGGAAUGGCUGUUGGAAAGGAAAAAUUCAGAGAUGAUGCUAAACAGGUGAUGGAAGUGCUUAUGUCCUUACAAGGAUCUCAAAUGGAGACCGAUGAUCCCACCACCAGUUACAUGCUUCAAGCGUGGGCCAGGCUAUGCAAGUGUUUAGGGCAGGAUUUCCUUCCUUACAUGAGUGUUGUUAUGCCUCCUUUACUUCUUUCUGCUCAACUCAAACCUGAUGUCAUCAUUACCUCAGCAGCUUCAGAUAAUGAACUUGAUGAAUCAGAUGAUGAAAGUAUGGAGACAAUCACACUUGGUGAUAAAAGAAUAGGCAUCAAGACAAGUGUUCUAGAAGAAAAAGCUACAGCUUGCAACAUGUUGUGUUGUUAUGCAGAUGAGUUGAAGGAGGGUUUCUAUCCAUGGAUUGACCAGGUUGCACCAACCUUGGUCCCACUUCUCAAAUUUUACUUUCAUGAAGAAGUUAGGAAAGCUGCUGUUUCAGCCAUGCCUGAAUUAUUGAGGUCUGCAAAGUUAGCAAUAGAGAAAGGGCUUGCUCAAGGUCGUAAUGAAUCUUAUAUAAAGCAGCUCUCUGACUACAUAGUUCCUGCUUUGGUUGAAGCUUUACAUAAGGAACCUGAUACGGAAAUCUGUGCAAGUAUGCUGGAUGCUUUAAACGAGUGUAUACAGGUAUCUGGAACACUUCUAGAUGAAAACCAGGUGAGAAGCAUUGUGGAUGAGAUAAAACAGGUGAUCACAGCCAGCUCAAGCAGAAAAACAGAAAGAGCAGAGAGGGCCAAAGCUGAAGAUUUUGAUGCUGAGGAAGGAGAAUUGCUUAAAGAGGAAAAUGAGCAAGAAGAAGAAGUCUUUGAUCAAAUUGGUGAAAUCUUGGGAACUUUGAUAAAAACAUUUAAAGCCUCCUUCUUGCCUUUCUUUGAUGAGAUGUCAUCAUAUUUGAUGCCUAUGUGGGGCAAGGACAAAACAGCUGAGGAAAGAAGGAUUGCUAUUUGCAUCUUUGAUGAUGUGGCUGAACAGUGUCGUGAAGCAGCUCUAAAGUAUUACGAUACCUAUCUUCCUUUCCUUCUAGAAGCUUGCAACGACGAGAGUCCAGAUGUCCGCCAGGCAGCUGUAUAUGGACUUGGAGUGUGUGCAGAGUAUGGUGGAUCUGUUAUAAAACCACUUGUUGGAGAGGCUCUUUCAAGGCUAAAUGUUGUAAUAAGACACCCUAAUGCUGUUCAUCCCGAGAAUGUGAUGGCAUAUGAUAAUGCAGUUUCUGCUUUGGGGAAAAUUUGCCAUUUUCAUCGCGAUAGUAUCGACUCAGCUCAGGUUAUUCCUGCAUGGUUAAGCUGUUUGCCAAUCAAAGGAGAUCUCAUCGAAGCCAAAGUUGUUCACGAGCUGCUAUGUUCAAUGGUUGAAAGGUCAGACACGGUACUUCUAGGCCCGAACAACCAGUAUCUCCCUAAAAUUGUUUCUGUAUUUGCUGAGAUUAUUUGUGGAGGGAAGGAUCUUGCAACAGAGCAAACUAUAAACCGGAUAGUGAACCUGCUGAGACAGCUUCAGCAGACGCUGCCACCUGCGACAUUUGCGUCAACAUGGUCAAGCUUGCAGCCACAGCAGCAACUUGCAUUACAAUCAGUCCUCACAUCAUAGCAAAGCAAAGCAAAGCAAAGAAUACAAAACGACUGAAUAGUUAAGUUGUUCUUGUUCUUGUGGUUUGGUUUGGUUUGGUUUGGUUAGAAAGGAAAUGUGUUUGUUGCCCAUUCUUUGCUGCUGACAUAUAAAGAUAGACGAUGAUGCAUAUUCAUUUUUUCAGCGUGACAUGUGUCAUGCAAUGAGACCCUAGGUGGGUUGGUUGGUUGGUUUGGUUGAGUGUGGAGAGCGACAGAGAUGAUGGGAACAAGAGUUGGAUAUCUUGUUUGUUUUUUUGGUUUCUUUGUUUUUUUUUGGUUACAAGUUGUUGUGCAUAUUGUACAAGUAUUGUUGUGAGGUAUUUGUUGCUUAAACAAAGCAAUGACUCUUACUCGAGUUUUGGUCGUUUUUAAUCACUUUUUGACGUUUGUGGCAUAAAUUUAUCCACUUUUUUUUCAACUUCUUUUUAUUGCUAAACUCGUUUGGUAAGAUGGUUAUCAGUGGAAAAUAAAAAUUAUAAUUGUCG
This is a messenger RNA of Lactuca saligna, 4009 nucleotides long. NCBI's taxonomy places the organism in Eukaryota, Viridiplantae, Streptophyta, Magnoliopsida, Asterales, Asteraceae. The record is from the annotation of a GenBank genome assembly.